Myxocyprinus asiaticus (Chinese sucker) is the source of this 2490-nucleotide messenger RNA. RefSeq names its product bifunctional methylenetetrahydrofolate dehydrogenase/cyclohydrolase 2, mitochondrial-like. Gene Ontology annotation, cellular component: mitochondrion. The coding region runs from base 346 to 1389 and encodes 347 amino acids. The transcript has 9 exons. Gene Ontology annotation, molecular function: methylenetetrahydrofolate dehydrogenase (NAD+) activity; methylenetetrahydrofolate dehydrogenase (NADP+) activity; methenyltetrahydrofolate cyclohydrolase activity. NCBI's taxonomy places the organism in Eukaryota, Metazoa, Chordata, Actinopteri, Cypriniformes, Catostomidae. Gene Ontology annotation, biological process: tetrahydrofolate interconversion. The record is from RefSeq and is a predicted model, not a curated record.
AUUAUACUCUCUUUUGAUAACCGUACACCUGUAGCACAAAUGCUAGCGUUGCAAAUGGUUUAUGAAUUGGGUUAGACAUCUCUGGUGACAGUCAAACACCUGCUAAGCUAACGGGAGCGUUGCAGUUUUGUUUCUUUUACACGUCAUCUUCCGAGCAUCUGGCAAUGGGAUGCAUUUAUAGUCGGAGAUCGGAGAUAUCAAGUAGGAAUAUCCCACAUCUGAAUGGACAGCAGCAUAGGCUACUGAGUGACAAAGGAGAAAGAUGAGUACAAUAACCGGAAACACUUUUGUUGUGUGACGCGCACGCGCGAGCUGUGUGAGGCGCAGGUGGUUAUCAUAUUGGCUAUGGCAGCUCCAGUUGCAUAUAUAGUGAAUUAUACUAGAAUGCAACCAUUAACCUCAUAUUUUCAUCAUUGCCAACGAUCAAAACGAUGGAUUUACAUGAAAACAGUCAACCGGCGAAGCAUAUGUCACUCACUUAUAAGACAUGUUGCCACUGUGGUCUCGGGGACAGAACUCGCUCGUCAGAUACAUAAAGAAGUCCAGAGUGAUAUUGCAAAGCUAUUGGCCCAAGGCAACAGGAGGCCUCAUCUUAGUGUUAUCCUAGUGGGAGAUGAUCACGCCAGCCACACUUACGUGAGAAACAAGACCAGAACAGCUUCAUUACUUGGCAUGUCAAGCAGCACAAUUUUCAGGCCAUCAUCAAUAUCUCAGGAAGAGCUGCUGGAACUGAUAGACAAAUGUAACAGAAACAGGGGCGUCAGUGGGUUAUUGGUCCAGCUCCCUCUUCCAGAGCACAUCAGUGAGAGAGCCGUAUGCAAUGCUGUCGCCCCAGAAAAAGAUGUUGAUGGAUUUCACAUAGUUAACAUUGGGAAACUCUGCUUGGAUCAGAGAUGCAUGGUGCCGGCCACAGCAGCGGCAGUGUGGGAAAUCAUCAGAAGAACGGGCAUUGAUACCGUUGGAAAAAAUGUGCUUGUUGUUGGACGUUCCAAGAAUGUAGGAAUGCCUAUUGCAAUGCUGCUACAUUCAGAUAGAAAUCAUGAACGGCCAGGAGGUGAUGCCACAGUUAUCAUCGCUCAUAGGUGCACUCCUCUACUACGACUGAAGGAGCUCGCCAGUCUGGCUGACGUAGUGAUCGCAGCUGCAGGUGUACCUCACUUAAUAACAGCAGAUAUGGUAAAAGAGGGAGCUGCAGUUAUUGAUGUUGGCAUCAAUCGUAUCCAGGACUCCGACACUGGUAAAAUUCGUCUUGUCGGAGAUGUGGAUUUUGAAGCAGUGAAGGAGAAGGCUGGAUUUAUCACUCCUGUACCUGGUGGAGUCGGCCCAAUGACCAUCGCCAUGGUGAUGAAAAACACAGUCACUGCUGCCAAAAAUGCCCCAACAUACUGACUGAACAAAAACCAGAACCAACUAUUAUACAGUAUGUGGACAAGAUCCACAUUGUUUUAAAGUCAUUUCAUGCACUCUGGAUAACUUUAAUUGGCACUAUUUGUCCAUAUCUUGAUUAUAAACACAAGCCCCUGCAAGCUUCCCUUAUGACAUCCUUCCCUGCCCAUUGGCAAGCUGGAACAUGUCCCUUUUUAACUGGCAUGGCAGCCAUGCAUGUCUCUGACUGUAACUACACCCUAAUGCUUUUCUUACCUCUGUAAUAAAGAUUAGGUUGAUAAGUCCUCACAUGGAAGCUGUUGCCUUUGCUACAGUGUUAUUAUAUGUCAGAGCCAAGAAAAUAAGGAGGGUUUGCCGUAAAAGUGUCAUACCACGUGCCUUCCUGCCAAUGCGUCAGUGAAAACGGAAGUCUUUUGCUUGCGUAUGCUCAGUUUCGGUAGGACUCAAAGGCUGCAGGUAGCCUAAUGGCAGGAUAAUAUAUGGUUGUCAGAGAUCUGACAAAUGAAGCUGUUAAACACUGAUAAGAGGGGUAUUACAGGAUAUUGACAAGGUUAAUACGAUUGCUUAGGAAAAUUAUUUUAAAAGUGUUUAAAACACAUGUAUUUAUUCAUCUACCUAUGUAUUCAGAUUAUUGUUCUUAUUUAUUUAGAAAUGUGUGUUUUUCUUAGGAAUUUUGUGUAUAUAUAGCAUAUAUUUAGGAUUUUCAUUACCAUACACCAUUUGAUACAAUUUCUCUAGUUUAGUCAGCACUGUAAUUUAAGGCACAUUGUUGUCAUGAAACACUAACAUUUAAUUUUCAUUCAUUUGGGAUCCUUUACAUCCAAGACUUUGAAUUAAGGAUAUGUUAAUGUGAUGCUUCCCUAUGACAUUUCAUAAAGUGGACAAUAUUAUUUAUCACUGUUCAUUAAAUGUCAAAUGGAAUGUAGGACUCUUUAGACUCGUAUGUUACUAAAGAUAUCACUUAAAUAUUCUAUACCAUUUCCAUAUUGCCUAUUUAACUAUUUAUGACAAUAUGAAUGGAGAUUUGUUGGUCACACUUCACAGUGUUCAUGUUACUGUGUAUUUACAUGGGUAAUUAUUGAGGAAUACAAAUUAACUGUGUUA